Messenger RNA from Peniophora sp. CBMAI 1063, 747 nucleotides. Lineage: Eukaryota; Fungi; Basidiomycota; Agaricomycetes; Russulales; Peniophoraceae. The record is from the annotation of a GenBank genome assembly.
AUGUCUUUCUGCGAGCACUGCGUUCAGAGCGUCCGCCAUGAGGGUACGCCCGAGGGCAAAUACGAGGAGAUUAACGGUAUCAAGACGUACGUUGCUACACCCACCAAGGACUACCCGAAGGAGAAGGCUGUGAUCUACAUCUGCGACAUCUUCGGUCUCGAGCUGCCUAACAACCUGCUCCUCGCCGAUGACUACGCACGCAACGGCUUCCAGACGUACGCGCCUGAUCUCUUUGAGGGCGAGCCGGCUCCGGCGGACCACAAGAACCCGGACGGUUCCGAGUGGAACAUCAUGGAAUGGUUCCCGCGUCACGCAGCCACCCACACUGUGAAGCGCGUUCAGGCCGUCAUCGACGCGCUUAAGGAGAAAGGCGUCAAGGAGUUCGCGGCCGUCGGCUACUGCUACGGUGUCCGCCUCGUCUUCGACCUCGCGUACGCCGGCCAGCUCAAGGUCGCCGCAGGCUCCCACCCUUCGCUGCUCGAGCUCUCGGACUUCGAUCGGUUCGCGAAGGAGGCCAAGAUCCCGCUCUUGCUCAACUCCUGCGAGACGGACCCGCAGUACACGAAGGAGAAGCAGGAGUACUCGGAUAAGGUCUUUGCGGGUUACGAGCCGGGCUUCUCGAGGCCGUACUUCCCCGGCGCGACGCACGGGUUUGCGGUACGUGGGGAUCUGAGCGACCCGAGGGUUAAGGAGGCGAAGGAAGGCGCGUUCAAGAACACCGUCGAGUGGUUCAUCAAGUACCUGUAG